AUGUUCCCGAUCCGCCGCGUUGGUAACAAGAUUUUGGAGCAAUGGCGGUCGCCAGUCGUAACUGCCGUGAAGCCUCGAAAGAGCUACAGCACGGAGGCGUCACCCCGCCCAUUGACCAUGUUGACAGAUGACGAGUUGGCCAUGAAGGAGACAAUCAGAAAACUGGCCACUGAACAGAUCGCACCCCUGGUCAAGAAGAUGGAAGACGAGCACAAAAUCGACGAGGGCAUCAGGCAGAUGCUCUUCGACAAUGGGUUAAUGGGGAUCGAGACGCCGGCGGAGUACAGUGGCUCGGGUUGUGGGUUUUUGACGAUGAUGCUGGUGGUGGAAGAGCUGUCCAGGGUGGACCCGGCGGUCGCGGCCUACGUGGACAUCCACAAUACCCUGGUCAACUCCCUCUUCAUGAAGCUCGGCACGGAGGAGCAGAAGAAGAAGUACCUGACGAAACUUUGCACGGAAUACGCCGGGAGCUUCUGCCUCACUGAGCCCACUUCUGGCUCCGACGCCUUCGCGCUGAAGACCGUCGCGAAGAAGGACGGCAAUAGCUACAUCAUCAACGGCUCCAAGAUGUGGAUCUCGAACUCCGACGUCGCGGGGGUGUUCCUCGUCAUGGCGAACGCCGACCCCAGCAAGGGCUACAAAGGGAUCACGUGCUUCAUAGUGGAGCGGGACACGCCGGGGCUGAGCGUGGCGAAGCCCGAGAACAAGCUGGGCAUCCGCGCGUCCGGCACCUGCAUGGUGCACUUCGACAACGUCAAGGUGCCCGAGGAGAACAUCCUGGGCGAAUACGGCCACGGGUACAAAUACGCUGCCGGCUUCCUAAACGAGGGUCGAAUCGGGAUUGCCGCUCAGAUGGUGGGUCUUUGCCAGGGAUGUAUGGACGCCACGAUUCCAUACACCCUCGACAGGAAACAGUUCGGGAAGAGCAUUUACUCGUUCCAGGGCAUAAGCUACCAAAUCGCUCACCUGCAAACCGAACUGGAGGCCGCGCGACUGCUUACAUACAACGCGGCAAGACUGAAGGAGAACGGACAGUCGUUCGUGAAGGAAGCAGCCAUGGCCAAAUAUUUCGCUUCGGAAAUUGCACAAACUCUGACAUCGAAAUGCAUCGAUUUUAUGGGAGGAGUCGGCUUCACAAGAGAUUUCCCCCAGGAGAAAUUCUUCAGGGACGCUAAAAUCGGCACCAUCUACGAAGGCACCAGCAAUAUGCAACUGCAAACCAUUGCCAAGCUCAUCGAAAAGGAAUACAAACAG
Iphiclides podalirius (scarce swallowtail) is the source of this 1254-nucleotide messenger RNA. The record is from the annotation of a GenBank genome assembly. NCBI's taxonomy places the organism in Eukaryota, Metazoa, Arthropoda, Insecta, Lepidoptera, Papilionidae.